Cavia porcellus (domestic guinea pig) is the source of this 2902-nucleotide messenger RNA. It is a transcript of the gene Ube2v2, whose product is annotated as ubiquitin conjugating enzyme E2 V2. The coding region runs from base 102 to 539 and encodes 145 amino acids. Gene Ontology annotation, cellular component: nucleus. The record is from RefSeq and is a predicted model, not a curated record. Gene Ontology annotation, biological process: protein K63-linked ubiquitination; DNA damage tolerance. Lineage: Eukaryota; Metazoa; Chordata; Mammalia; Rodentia; Caviidae. The transcript has 4 exons.
CGGGGGGCGGAGUCUGGAGUGAUGCGCACCCAGCGGCGCGCUCCCGGAAGUGACGCUGACGUCCCGUGCGUUCAGGCGGCUGCGUCGGGCUGUAGGAGAAGAUGGCGGUCUCCACAGGAGUUAAAGUUCCUCGUAAUUUUCGCUUGUUGGAAGAACUUGAAGAAGGACAAAAAGGAGUAGGCGAUGGUACGGUUAGCUGGGGCCUUGAAGAUGAUGAAGAUAUGACACUUACAAGGUGGACAGGCAUGAUUAUUGGGCCACCAAGGACAAAUUAUGAAAACAGAAUAUAUAGCCUGAAAGUAGAAUGUGGACCUAAAUACCCAGAAGCUCCUCCAUCAGUUAGAUUUGUAACAAAAAUUAAUAUGAAUGGAAUAAAUAAUUCCAGUGGAAUGGUGGAUGCACGCAGCAUACCAGUGUUAGCAAAAUGGCAAAAUUCAUAUAGCAUUAAAGUUGUACUUCAAGAGUUAAGACGUCUAAUGAUGUCCAAAGAAAAUAUGAAGCUUCCACAACCACCAGAAGGACAAACAUACAACAAUUAGUUUUAGUGGAUCUCAAACUUGUCUUAAAUCACCAACCUUCUACUCAUAUUAAUGUCUUGAUUAAGUAUCACAAUGCAAAAUACCCACACAUUAAGUAAAAGAAUUCCAGCUGAUAAACAUGACCUGGACAUUUGUAAGAAUAUAUUUAAUAUAUGUUCACCCAUUAUGUUUUCAGGUAACAGGAGGAAAAAUGUGGCACAAUUUUUCUUUCUCUUGUUAAGGCACUGUCAUUUAAACAUGAACCUGGAGUACUCCAAAUAGAAUUCAGGUUUACAAGAUGAAAGCAUGGGAAGAAUUGUCAGAUGUCAGUGGAAACGUGUUUCUGAAAAGUAAAAUCUCAAGAAGGAAAAACAGAAAUGGCAUACUUAUCCAUCUUGCUUAGUGAAAGAGCUGCAGUUUGAAAUUGUUCAAGUAGCAGGUACAAUGAAUAUUGUCACAAAUUGUGUUAAUUUUUGAGGCAGUGUGGGUGCUGACUACUAGUAGUAUCAAAAAUAUGUUCAGGAUUGUUUUGAUACCUGUAUUUAUAAUAAAAAAUGUUGGGGGGUUGAUGAAAUUCUGUCAAAAGCUGUUCUGUGUGUUACAUGUAACAGACAUGGUAAUAUUUGUUUACAGUCUUUGUUAAGUAAACCAUGCAUUUAAGUUUAGGGGAAGUCAACAAACGGAAAUAGGUGUAUGGAUAUGUGAUUUUGAGAUUAGUCUUAAAAUGUAAAUAAAAUGUGGAACGUGUCCUCAGAGACUGUGCCAUUUCUAUUAUAUCGAUGUAGUAUAUGUACAGUACCUUGCCAAGGUAGCAAAAAUUGAAAUUAUUGAUUGUAGCUUUUCAUUAAUACACCCCAUUUAUGAUUUAUUCUGCUUUGUAUAGAGUACUUAUGAAUUGGAAUUAUAUAAUUAGUUUAACCUCUUUUUGAGGAGGGAAUCUCAGAUAUUAUAUUUGAAUUUGAUUUCACCAGAAAUAAUAUUAACUACAGAGAUUUUUAAAUUCUAGACAUUCUCACACAAUUACAAAUUGCAUGUUAUUCAAAUGUACAUUCCUUUUUUUCUUAACAUCUUUUUAUUUUUCUGUGAAGCUUUUGGUUAAUGGGUUGAAAUAAUGGAGAUACUUCCUUCUCUAGUUACUGAUUUUAAUGUUAACAAGGGUUAGUUUUAUCCAGGCUCCAUCUAACAGAUAGGUAACUCUGAAAUCAGAGAUUUAUUUAUGAGUCAAAGCAACAGGAGGCUUUAGGUUACUAUUUCUGCUUCAAAGCACUGGGAUAUACUGCUUUUUUGAAAAAUAUUGUUUUCUUAUGAAUUUCCUGAAGAAUAUCAAAGGUAGUCUCCUUUCUUUUGGCCAAUGUUUUUUAUCCUUUGCCCCAGAAUAUAUAGGCAAACUAAAAUCAUGAUUGUCAAAAUAUCAGUGAGGCAUUCUAACUUUGCUUAAAAAGGAAAAAUAAUUGACUUUGUAUUGUUUUGAAAAUAUUAAAGUAUCUAGUUACUUUUGUAGUAUAACAUGGACAGGUUUCUCAAAUAUACCCUGACAUGUUUUUAUCAACCUCAAAUUUGAGCCUUGAACUACCUUUUCUUAGUUAAUAGUGUAUUAAAGUUAGUGACAGUUUGUCUAAACUUACUAAUUUCAACAUGGCUGAUCUAUUUAAUUAUCAAAAAUUUCUUGAAUACUUUAAAAUGAUACAUAGAGAACAUACACAAAUUCAUACAUGUAUAAUUUAUUAAAGUAGAUUUAAGAUGAACUGUUGCCUUGAAAUGUCUUAAAUUUUUAAUGGUUAGAAGAGAUUAAAUUACACUGACACUGUAUAAAGUCUAAUGGUAAUUGAUGGUCUGAAUCACUCUCAAAUAACUUCUUUUCCACUUUGAAAACAUGUCACAUAUGGAAGCUGAUAACUUGGGAUACUGUUGUUGGCAGUCUGAUGAUUUAGUCCCUUAAACUCAUAACGUUUUCGUUUCCCAUCUGUAUUGGUAUGAAAGUGUUUCUUCUUUUUAUGUGUUAUCAGAGUCAGACUUUUAAUGUUUAUUUCCCUCCUUUGCUUUUAAGAUUAUGAAUCUCACAGAAAUCUGCAUGCCAGUUAACCAUUUUCCAAAGCACCAAUCCAUUUUUGCAUGCCACAAUCAAAAUGUACAUGGCAAUCUAAGACACCCUGAUUAAGAGUUAACAUAAAGCUGCUCUAAAUUAUAGUAACAUUUCUUAGGAAUUUCAAAACAGUUUGUUUUGUAAAGUGGCUGAAGUUGUAGGAGUGUGUGGUAUUUUAUCACCUUUCAGAUGAAUUGUAAAAUUGCCUUAGAAAUUUGUUUAAAAGGUCAAGACCUUUUAAACCUUGAGGAUGAUCAUAUAUUAAUAAAAAUUGCAAAAAUAAAAUUCUUAUAUUAGGUCA